Messenger RNA from Aspergillus alliaceus, 3112 nucleotides. Its product is annotated as putative forkhead transcription factor Fkh1/2. The record is from RefSeq and is a predicted model, not a curated record. Gene Ontology annotation, biological process: regulation of transcription by RNA polymerase II. Lineage: Eukaryota; Fungi; Ascomycota; Eurotiomycetes; Eurotiales; Aspergillaceae. Gene Ontology annotation, molecular function: RNA polymerase II cis-regulatory region sequence-specific DNA binding; DNA-binding transcription factor activity, RNA polymerase II-specific; protein binding. The transcript has 4 exons. The coding region runs from base 650 to 2758 and encodes 702 amino acids.
UUUUACUUCCCAUUCAUUGUUGGAGACAAAGAAGAAAAAGGAUUUAGUUUGAUUGAUUUGAUAGACGAAGAUCCGUGAUUUCCCCACACGGAAGCGGUCACGCCCCAAACACCGGCGCGCGUUAUCGUCAUCGCUUCUCUUUUCUUUCUUUUUCCCACUUUCUUUACCUUAAGACCUUCUUCUUGACAAGCCCUUUGUUACUCCGCCCCUCCCUCGUGCCGGACUCGAUUCCCAAUUCUACCCUUUUCCCCUAGAUAUCUCGAACUCCGUACAGAUACUCCAGUCACCCUUCCCCUCCGAAAAAAUUCCCGUGGCUGAAUAAUAAUAAGCCAGCCACGCCUAGAUCGCGUCGUUGCGCGGUGGCAAACCAUCCUGUGGUUCCUACCCUCUCGAACACCCACUUCAAGGUUUUCCUUUGCCCUGUUUGGGCCAUCCUUUUGCCGUCCUCGCUUCGCCUUUCUUUGCACCAUUUCCUCUGUCAAUCGUUCGCUUUGCGCAGGAUUGUGUGAAUUUAUAUGGGAUCUGUGAAUAGCGCACAGAAAGUCAACAGAUAUUAGAAUUUGAGUUUGGCGAUAAGAGAAAUAUCUACACUGUUCCAGAAACCACAGAAUAUCCUAGCAGAGUCAAGUCGCAGUUUGUUUAGCCAAGGAUGCCACUUUCCAACAGGCGUCGUGCGCGGCGCAAGGAAAUCCAACUACAGGAGACCUCCGAUGCGGAAGCCCCGGAUUCUUCACCUACCCGUCCAUCAAACAAGAAGCGCAAGGUCGAACGGACCUCCCCUCACCCUCGUCCCAUUAAGACUGCCGAAUCCGCCGACGAGGCCGAUCACUCGUCGCCAGAACAAGAACUAUCCGAGAACCAAGACCUUGUGGAUUUGGUGAUAUCAUAUCUAGAUGCCGCCCGCGAAGAAGUGCGCGUUAUGCGCGACCACUCGAAUACGAAGACCGAGAACAAGCAGAGCAUCCGGGCCUACGCCAAGAUCGCCGGCCGUAAUUGGACGUACUAUGUCAAAACCCUCCAUGUCAACAUUGGGCGCGAGCCAGACCGGGAGCAGAAGCUAGAUGAGCAGUCCAGCCCUGUGACCAUCGCCGCGCGAGCGCUGCCGGAGGUGAAUGUGGACCUAGGACCCAGCAAAUUCGUAUCACGUUUACAUGCAGAGAUCUUCUACGAUGGUGAGGAGACAGCUUCCUGGCACAUACGUGUGAAUGGUCGCAACGGCGUCCGGUUGAACAAUGCCAUUCUUAAGCGCGGGACCGAUGCGAUCCUCUCAUGUGGUGAUGUCAUUGAGAUCGCCAACACUCAGAUGAUGUUCGUCACUCCCGGCGACAAAGCCAAUAUCCACCCCAGCCUGGUCCAACGUGCGCAGCGCCUUGCCAACGGGGAAGAGGAUGUAGCCCCGUGGGAUGCCUCACAACAUGCCCAUCCCCAAUCUGCGACAUCAGGAGCCCCCGAGACUACACGCCCUUCGACCGGCCAACCAACUUUGGCGCCAGCGCCGCAUUUCCUCAAACGACAGGUAACGCCGCCGCCACGGUCCCCCGAUACUGUUGGACAACGGACCGCCAAGCAGUCUCCGCUGUACAAUCGAGGCAUGAUGAUGGAGAGUACGGAGGAGAUUGACUACAGCAAAGAUUCUGCCAAGGAUUUGAAGCCUCCCUACAGCUAUGCAACGUUAAUUGCGCAAGCAAUCUUCUCCAGCGAAGAGGAGAAGCUGACGCUCAACAACAUCUACAAUUGGAUUAUGGAUAAGUAUGCCUUUUAUCGUCACUCUCAGAGCGGUUGGCAGAACUCUAUUCGUCACAACCUGUCAUUGAAUAAAGCUUUCCAGAAAGUGCCCCGUCGCACCGACGAACCCGGAAAAGGAAUGAAGUGGCAGAUUGCUCCCGAGUACCGUGAGGAGUAUUGGAAGAAGCAGCUCCGUAAAGGAACGCAAUCCUCAGCACCGUCCUCCCCAGCCACCAAAGACCCGGCCACGCGUGGAGCCAAUAGCCUGGGAGCAGUUUUCUCCGCUGGCAAGAAAUCGCCUCCGGUGUCGUCUCCCGGGUUUAGUUCUUUUCCUGUGGCGCCGGUUGAGGCUUACACCCCGGAACGGGGCUCGCGAGUGACCCGGACUGGCCCCCAAGAUCAUCCUCUCCGCCCACCUGCCCGAGACUAUGAAGAACCAUCACCAUUACCCGCACGCUCGGCUAUCAAGAACAACAGCAAUGGAACAAGUCUUCGGUACGGAUUAUCCGAUAAUGUCGCUUCUCCGCCGAUCUUAUCAUCCUCCUAUUAUGACGAAGGGCCGUCGUCCAUGAUCACCCCAGCGCCGCAAAGGCAGCAGCCACGACUACCCCCGCCUAGUACAGCACAAAUACCGUCCAAGUUUAUGCCGAUGAGCUCACCGGCGCAGUUUUGGAAAUUUGCCGAUAUUGGCAGUACGCCCGCCCGUCCGGUUCCAGACAUGAGUCCGCUCAAGGGUGAUCCUGGGGACGGACUGGGUAGCAUUCCGAGCAGCAGUCCGCCUCCUCCGAAUCUAGUCAGCCCUAGUAAACCGGGUACGGUCAACGGUCUGGGCAGCGGUCGAGCACUACCUCCGCGGCGAGAGCAUGAUCCGAGAGUACGAUCAGGCGCGAACGGUGCAAGUCAGGAUCUGGGAGACGACGAGGAUGAGGACGAUGGAGGAGCUGGAUUUGAUCUCGCGAGGGGCUUCCAACCGAUCGGAUCGUAUCAUCGACAGUUGAGCAACGCGGCUCGUGCCAGCGCUGCGACAUCAUAGUUGUUCAAUCUUCUUCUACACUUGUCUUUCGAUAUCCGCGUAUGAAUUACAUGGCUUACCUUAUGAUAUUAUUGCUAGAGCAGACCUUCAUAGAACAGAGUGAACAGAAUGAAUGGGUGUAUUUGGUGUUCCACCGGGAGGUUCUCUGACUGCUUAUUUUUAUUUUCAUAUUUUUAUUUUUAUUUAUUUUUUUGAUACACUUGACGUGAGCAAUGAGACAAUGUGCCUAUAUCAAUUAGUGUUUAUAUUAUAUCAUGAUCAAUCCAAAUCAACUCCAAUCAAUUUCCUUCACUCUUGAUUAGGAACAUCCGGCCAGAAGCGCUCCUCCAACCACUUGACCUGCCUCCACCACCU